Molecule: messenger RNA, 807 nt
Organism: Dentiscutata erythropus
Lineage: Eukaryota; Fungi; Glomeromycota; Glomeromycetes; Diversisporales; Gigasporaceae
Source: the annotation of a GenBank genome assembly
AUGUCUGAUUUACAACUUGGAAAUAUAAAACAUAUUAUACUGGUUUUAUCCGGGAAAGGUGGUGUUGGAAAAAGUUCAAUUUCUACACAACUUUCGCUAUGUCUUGCGGAGAAAGGACAUAAAGUUGGAAUUCUUGAUAUUGAUCUUACUGGCCCAAGCAUACCGAAGAUGUUUGGGCUUGAAAAUAGACAGGUUCAUCAGGCAUCUUCUGGUUGGGUUCCAGUUUUUAUGGAUGAAAAUCAAAAAUUAUGUUGCAUGUCAAUUGGAUUUUUACUUCAAAAGAAAGAUGAUUCCGUUGUUUGGCGUGGUCCAAAAAAAAAUGCAAUGAUUAAGCAAUUUCUGUCGGAUGUUUGUUGGGGUGAAUUGGAUUACCUAAUUAUUGAUACACCACCAGAUGAACAUAUAUCCGUCGUGGAAUACUUGAAAGAUGCUAACCCUGAUGGUGCUAUCCUUGUGACUACCCCACAGGCGGUUGCAUUAGCAGAUGUGCGUAAAGAAUUAAAUUUUUGCAAGAAAGUGAAUUUACCUAUAUUAGGUGUUAUUGAAAAUAUGAGUGGAUUUGUAUGUCCACAUUGUGAGGAAUGUACGAAUUUGUUCUCAACCGGUGGUGGUGAAGCAAUGGCUCAUGAAUUUGGGGUGGAGUUUCUAGGGCGUGUUCCAAUUGAUCCGUCCCUAACUCUCAUAGUAGAAAAUCAAGAUCCUUCACCUGAUAAUGAUUUGAUUAAAAAAUACUCUGCUUCAAAUUUGUUUAAAGUGCUUAGUAAUAUCACUGACAAGAUUAUUAAAAAAGUCUCUUUAAAAACUUAA